AUGGCUAUCUAUGGGACUGUUCAGCGACCAUCUACCCUAGCAAGCUCUGCCUUCACCGAGCCAGCCCGACCACGCCCCGGCUCUGACCGUCGUGUGCCAAGUGGGUUCAGUCUCCUACGAUCCUUCAACAUCCCGUCAAGCGCAGAGGCAGCAGCUGUGCGCAUCAUCAGAAACUUGGGCUACUUUCGGGUUCUCUACAUACUCCUGCUGUGGUCAAUACUAUUCAUGAGCCUUGUGCCGCGGCGCCGAGUCUCCCUCAUCUUCUUGGUGGCAACCACAGCAGUGUCAUGCCUCUACCUAUUAUUGUUGCAGGCAGUACCUGAUUCGGUGGUGCUGCACAAGAUCAUUGACAGACGUCUAGUCCUGGCCUUGCUAAUGAUCGUCACCAUCGUCGAGCUUGUACUUACCUGUGCAACGAUUCACCUCCUUGUGUCACUUGCCAUAGGGGUGCCAAUCAUCCUUGUACAUGCAGUUUUACGAUCGCAGGACGAUCUCUUUGUGAAUGAACAAGCUUCUGCUGCUGGUGAGUUGGUUCCCUUGGUAGAUAAGAAAGACAGUGAUCUGGAGUCCCUGGCGUAA
Magnolia sinica is the source of this 579-nucleotide messenger RNA. Its product is annotated as PRA1 family protein F4-like. The coding region runs from base 1 to 579 and encodes 192 amino acids. The record is from RefSeq and is a predicted model, not a curated record. The transcript has a single exon. Lineage: Eukaryota; Viridiplantae; Streptophyta; Magnoliopsida; Magnoliales; Magnoliaceae.